GUAAGCAGAAAACCCCGUGAAAAAUGGGACCUCAAAUGAUUUUCACCUGGAUGCUGCUAAUAAGUGCCACUAUCUUGCAUGACCCAGCCUAUUCGGUUUACACAACCUCAGCUCAACUGGGUAUUUCCACAUCACUGAGACUGGUGAAUGGACAGGAUGGGUGUUCCGGUCGUGUUGAAGUCUAUUACCAUGGAAGCUGGGGAACAGUCUGUGAUGAUGCCUGGGACAUAAAUGAUGCAGAGGUUGUGUGCAGGCAACUUGGGUGUGGGCAGGCCGUUCAGGCCCCCAGGAAUGCCCAUUUUGGUGAAGGCUCCGGAAGUGUUCUCCUGGAUGACGUUCAGUGCAGAGGGAACGAAUCCUCUCUGUGGCAGUGCUCGCACCGGACGUGGGGUACACAUAACUGUGCCCACCGUGAGGAUGCCAGUGUCAUCUGCUCAGGACCAUUAGUGAGACUGGUGAAUGGACAGAACGGGUGUUCCGGUCGCGUUGAAGUCCUUUACAAUGGAAGAUGGGGAACAGUCUGUGAUGAUGCCUGGGACAUAAAUGAUGCAGAGGUUGUGUGCAGACAGCUUGGGUGUGGCCAGGCCAUUGAGGCCCCCAGGAAUGCCCGGUUUGGUGAAGGCUCCGGAAGUGUUCUCUUGGAUGACGUGCAGUGCAGAGGGAACGAAUCUUCUCUGUGGCAGUGCUCGCACCAGGGGUGGGGCACACAUAACUGUGCUCACCGUGAGGAUGCCAGCGUCAUCUGCUCAGGUACUCACAUUGGUUCUCCACCACCUCCAACAAACGGACCCCCUCCAAGUGGACCAUUAGUGAGACUGGUGAAUGGACAGAACGGGUGUUCCGGUCGCGUUGAAGUCCUUUACAAUGGAAGAUGGGGAACAGUCUGUGAUGAUGCCUGGGACAUAAAUGAUGCAGAGGUUGUGUGCAGACAGCUUGGGUGUGGCCAGGCCAUUGAGGCCCCCAGGAAUGCCCGGUUUGGUGAAGGCUCCGGAAGUGUUCUCUUGGAUGACGUGCAGUGCAGAGGGAACGAAUCCUCUCUGUGGCAGUGCUCGCACCAGGGGUGGGGCACACAUAACUGUGCUCACCGUGAGGAUGCCAGUGUCAUCUGCUCAGGACCAUUAGUGAGACUGGUGAAUGGACAGAACGGGUGUUCCGGUCGCGUUGAAGUCCUUUACAAUGGAAGAUGGGGAACAGUCUGUGAUGAUGCCUGGGACAUAAAUGAUGCAGAGGUUGUGUGCAGACAGCUUGGGUGUGGCCAGGCCAUUGAGGCCCCCACGAAUGCCCGGUUUGGUGAAGGCUCCGGAAGUGUUCUCUUGGAUGACGUGCAGUGCAGAGGAAACGAAUCUUCUCUGUGGCAGUGCUCGCACCAGGGGUGGGGCACACAUAACUGUGCUCACCGUGAGGAUGCCAGUGUCAUCUGCUCAGCUCCACCACCUCCAACAAACGGACCCCCUCCAAGUGGACCAUUAGUGAGACUGGUGAAUGGACAGAACGGGUGUUCCGGUCGCGUUGAAGUCCUUUACAAUGGAAGAUGGGGAACAGUCUGUGAUGAUGCCUGGGACAUAAAUGAUGCAGAGGUUGUGUGCAGACAGCUUGGGUGUGGCCAGGCCAUUGAGGCCCCCACGAAUGCCCGGUUUGGUGAAGGCUCCGGAAGUGUUCUCUUGGAUGACGUGCAGUGCAGAGGAAACGAAUCUUCUCUGUGGCAGUGCUCGCACCAGGGGUGGGGCACACAUAACUGUGCUCACCGUGAGGAUGCCAGUGUCAUCUGCUCAGCUCCACCACCUCCAACAAACGGACCCCCUCCAAGUGGACCAUUAGUGAGACUGGUGAAUGGACAGAACGGGUGUUCCGGUCGCGUUGAAGUCCUUUACAAUGGAAGAUGGGGAACAGUCUGUGAUGAUGCCUGGGACAUAAAUGAUGCAGAGGUUGUGUGCAGACAGCUUGGGUGUGGCCAGGCCAUUGAGGCCCCCACGAAUGCCCGGUUUGGUGAAGGCUCCGGAAGUGUUCUCUUGGAUGACGUGCAGUGCAGAGGAAACGAAUCUUCUCUGUGGCAGUGCUCGCACCAGGGGUGGGGCACACAUAACUGUGCUCACCGUGAGGAUGCCAGUGUCAUCUGCUCAGCUCCACCACCUCCAACAAACGGACCCCCUCCAAGUGGACCAUUAGUGAGACUGGUGAAUGGACAGAACGGGUGUUCCGGUCGCGUUGAAGUCCUUUACAAUGGAAGAUGGGGAACAGUCUGUGAUGAUGCCUGGGACAUAAAUGAUGCAGAGGUUGUGUGCAGACAGCUUGGGUGUGGCCAGGCCAUUGAGGCCCCCACGAAUGCCCGGUUUGGUGAAGGCUCCGGAAGUGUUCUCUUGGAUGACGUGCAGUGCAGAGGAAACGAAUCUUCUCUGUGGCAGUGCUCGCACCAGGGGUGGGGCACACAUAACUGUGCUCACCGUGAGGAUGCCAGUGUCAUCUGCUCAGCUCCACCACCUCCAACAAACGGACCCCCUCCAAGUGGACCAUUAGUGAGACUGGUGAAUGGACAGAACAGGUGUUCCGGUCGCGUUGAAGUCCUUUACAAUGGAAGAUGGGGAACAGUCUGUGAUGAUGCCUGGGACAUAAAUGAUGCAGAGGUUGUGUGCAGACAGCUUGGGUGUGGCCAGGCCAUUGAGGCCCCCACGAAUGCCCGGUUUGGUGAAGGCUCCGGAAGUGUUCUCUUGGAUGACGUGCAGUGCAGAGGAAAUGAAUCUUCUCUGUGGCAGUGCUCGCACCAGGGGUGGGGCACACAUAACUGUGCUCACCGUGAGGAUGCCAGUGUCAUCUGCUCAGGACCAUUAGUGAGACUGGUGAAUGGACAGAACAGGUGUUCCGGUCGCGUUGAAGUCCUUUACAAUGGAAGAUGGGGAACAGUCUGUGAUGAUGCCUGGGACAUAAAUGAUGCAGAGGUUGUGUGCAGACAGCUUGGGUGUGGCCAGGCCAUUGAGGCCCCCAGGAAUGCCCGGUUUGGUGAAGGCUCCGGAAGUGUUCUCUUGGAUGACGUGCAGUGCAGAGGGAACGAAUCCUCUCUGUGGCAGUGCUCGCACCAGGGGUGGGGCACACAUAACUGUGCUCACCAUGAGGAUGCCAGUGUCAUCUGCUCAGCUCCACCACCUCCAACAAACGGACCCCCUCCAAGUGGACCAUUAGUGAGACUGGUGAAUGGACAGAACGGGUGUUCCGGUCGCGUUGAAGUCCUUUACAAUGGAAGAUGGGGAACAGUCUGUGAUGAUGCCUGGGACAUAAAUGAUGCAGAGGUUGUGUGCAGACAGCUUGGGUGUGGCCAGGCCAUUGAGGCCCCCAGGAAUGCCCGGUUUGGUGAAGGCUCCGGAAGAGUUCUCUUGGAUGACGUGCAGUGCAGAGGGAACGAAUCCUCUCUGUGGCAGUGCUCGCACCAGGGGUGGGGCACACAUAACUGUGCUCACCGUGAGGAUGCCAGCGUCAUCUGCUCAGGUACUCACAUUGGUUUAAUUUUUACCUGA
This is a messenger RNA of Chelonia mydas (Green sea turtle), 3506 nucleotides long. It is a transcript of the gene DMBT1, whose product is annotated as deleted in malignant brain tumors 1. NCBI's taxonomy places the organism in Eukaryota, Metazoa, Chordata, Testudines, Cheloniidae. Gene Ontology annotation, cellular component: membrane. Bases 24 to 3506 code for a protein of 1160 amino acids. The transcript has 17 exons. The record is from RefSeq and is a predicted model, not a curated record.